AUGUUCCUGACUUGUGAAGGGACCUUCGGGAUUGUUCCAGCCACCAUGGAUUACAAUGGGGAAGUCAGGCCGGGGGAUCUUCAUGCCGGCUAUCAGGAAAUCGAAGGGAUAAACUUGGGAUACUUACAGAUCAAUGGCACACAGAUGUUUUCUUUGGCGCAGGUCCUCAGCGACCUGUUUAAGGAUAUCCCCAGGACCACCAUCAGCAAGAAGAUGGAAACCUUAAAGAUCAAGAGCCGACGCUGCGAUCUGAAAGAGCUCCGGACCCUCAAAGCCAUCAACUCGGUGCCCACCCGCGCGGUGAAAUGCUCGCUCAUCUCCAAGGCGGACCUGGAAGCUCUCUGCACCUCCUGCAAAAGCCUCAGUCCCCGGAGGAGGAAGAGGAAAAGGAAGAGCAAGAGGAGGGAGCAGCUGCUGCUGCCAGCCCCGGAGGGGCUCUUCCCCUGCCCCCGACCCCAGCUGCUCCCACCCUGCAGAGCCGGCGGCUGCUGCGCGCCCGCGGCCCCCGCCCUCCCCAAGCUGCCCCCCGCCUUCCCCAGGCCGCGCUCGGCUCUAGCCGCGCUGCUACCGCAGCCCUUCCAGCACAGGCCCUUCCCCGCCUUCGAGAAGCCCCACCGAGGCCGGAGGGGAUGCGGGCUGGCGGCCCGGGGGGGGCUUUUCUCCGGCGUCCUGGCCGGCUACCCCCGCGACCUGGCGCUGCUGCAUCCCACGGCCGCGCACCCCGCCACGCAGGCGGCCGUGCUUGCCCAGCCGGGCCGGCGCAAGCGGGGUCCCUGCUGCGCCAAGGGGCUCUUCCCGGCGAAGGGACCCGUCGUUCCCCGGAAAGGCCGCUCCUCUGCCUUCCCCGGCUCCAAGCGGCAGGGCACCUCGGUCAGCUACUCCAGCGACUCGGACUCCAGCCUGGACUUCGGCGGGUCCAGCCCCGCCACCUCCAGCGACUCGGAGGAGGAAGAGGAGGAGGAAGGGGACACGUCGUGCAGCAGCGAGGAAGGCAGCUCCUCGGAGUCGGAGAGCAGCUCCCUGUGCAGCGGGGAUUCGGUGCAGAGCACUCGGUACAGGCAGGCGGCUCUGCCCCGCUUCCAGCCGCAGUCCUCCCGGGAGUCCCUCGCUGAGGAGCGCCCCGCCGAGUCACCUCCGAGCGCAGGCAAAGCCCUGCGUCCCGACCCCAACCUCCUCUUCCUCUCGCAGCAGCUCUGGGCCAGGACUCUGCGAGCAUCAACUUUGGAAAGUUUGAGCCCGGCUCCAGCUCUGGGCUCGGGGACCCAGCCGCUGCCGGAGCUGUACGCAAAACAGGAUGCCUCCCCUUCCUCCUUCUCCUCCUCCCCUCCCUCCCAGAGCAGCACCCCUAGGGGGAUUCUGCAACAAAAGGAGGGAGGUUUUGGGGACGCGGAACCCUGCGCCAAAGGGAAGGAUUUGCACAAAGAUGUCUCGAACAAUAGAGCCUCGUUACGCCCCAGUGACCAGGCUGAGAGACAGAGCGGAGCUGUAGCCGAGCGAGCGCCUUCCCAAGAGCCGACCCUGGGCUCAGCCCCGCAGCCCCCGGCGCAGGAGCUGGCGGGAGGCCUCGGCCCGGAGCCCCCCGGGGCGGCAGGAGAGCCCCGGCGGGAGCACUUUGACCGGCUGAUCCGGCAAUCCAAGCUGUGGUGUUAUGCCAAAGGGUUCAACCUGGACGGGAAAGGUUUGCGGCACAGAGGGAGAACGAAGCCCUGUAAAGCUGCAGAGCUCAAAUCCCCCGCUUCCAAAAGAGCAGAGAGCCCCAACACCUUGUCAAACAAAGCUUUGAAAGACAAUGGCUCGGAAAGGAAUACCAAGCGCAGACGCCUUGCCAGAGGCGCUGAGACAGAAAGGCAACAGAGUUCCUCUAAAAGGAGGCCACAAAAGACUGCGAGGGGGGGUGCCGAAAAGGGAAACGCUCAUAGCAAACGCCUCGGCAGCGCCGGGCCAACCGCGCCUCGGAAUUCCUUCAGCCUCAUGGGCAGCUUCCCCUGUAUUCCCUCCCUGGUUGUGGGAGAAGAUGGGGACCUGUGUCCUGCUUCCUCCCUGGGGGGCAAAAACUCCUGGGCCCUCUCCAAAACUCACCCGCUGUGGAGCUGGCACCUGGGGGGCAACGCCAUCCCGGUGCCCCCCAGCCUCAAAUUCCGGGGCUAUAGCUUGGAGGAAAUCUAA
This is a messenger RNA of Colius striatus (speckled mousebird), 2166 nucleotides long. RefSeq names its product SKI/DACH domain-containing protein 1-like. The record is from RefSeq and is a predicted model, not a curated record. Lineage: Eukaryota; Metazoa; Chordata; Aves; Coliiformes; Coliidae. The transcript has a single exon. Bases 1 to 2166 code for a protein of 721 amino acids.